AUGUCGCUCGACUGUGUGCUUACCUUUCUUCUACUGUUGACCGGCACUUUCGGCAACUAUACCGACACACUGUGGGAGCACCGGUGUGAUCCCGGAUCGGAGAUAUUUGUCUGCACGGUACCGAACUUCCUGUACCGACCGAAUCAAAACCAUUCAAAGUUGAUUGUUCCCGAAACGGUGCGCAAGGUACGGCUUGCGUAUCCGACCGAUAAAAUAUUAAUACAGCGCGACACCAUCGUUGCGUACGACGCAACCCUUCACGCUGCCCUGCAUCGUCCGAAAGCGGUUCAAAUUGCCGGGACCAUGUUAAAGCGGUUUGAGGUGCCGCUCGAUCUAGAGUAUGCGGACUUUCGUGAUAAUUCCAUACACACAGUGCUCGCACCGGAAGUGAACGGAUCGGUGUAUGCGUUGCGGUAUCUGGAUUUGCGUAACAACGAGAUGGAGCGGAUCGAUAGCCUAGCCACGCUGGUGAACCUGGAAACAUUGAUGCUUCGCGCGAAUCGUAUCAGCGUCCUCGAUGGGACGGCGCUCGGCUGUUUCACCAAGCUGACCGGGCUGGAUUUGGGUAGCAAUACGGUGGAAGAGAUUCCCGCCAGCCAUUUGCCGGCCUCGCUCGAAUGGUUAAUAUUGCGCCGCAACAUGUUGUACGCAUCGGUGGACUUUUCCGGUGCUCGUCUACCGGCACUGAAGGUGUUGGAUAUGCAGCACAAUUUCUGCAACGAACUGGAUCUGGGCGUGUUACUGGUGGCGGCUCCCAAUCUCGACGGAAUUAUGCUUGACGGGAAUUUCAUCAACUCCGAGGAAGGAAAGGUCAUCAUGACUCGACUGGUGAAUGCUGGAGUAUCGCACGAUAAAUUUGUCAUGAGCGACAGUGAGCACGAUGAUGAGCAGAACGAUUAUUAUCGCAGGCAGCAGAAGAUUAAGGUGCAGGAGGAUAUCAUUGCCGGUAUGAUUGCAGUGGUCAACGUGUGUGUGAUUGGUUGGGGAUUUUACAGAGUGUAUAAGUCCCGGAUUAGUAUAGUUACAGAGCGUGCAAGUGGCAGCACCGUUUGA
Anopheles marshallii is the source of this 1053-nucleotide messenger RNA. RefSeq lists its product as uncharacterized. Lineage: Eukaryota; Metazoa; Arthropoda; Insecta; Diptera; Culicidae. Gene Ontology annotation, molecular function: protein binding. The transcript is spliced from 2 exons. Bases 1 to 1053 code for a protein of 350 amino acids. The record is from RefSeq and is a predicted model, not a curated record.